Molecule: messenger RNA, 1280 nt
Organism: Ipomoea triloba (trilobed morning glory)
Lineage: Eukaryota; Viridiplantae; Streptophyta; Magnoliopsida; Solanales; Convolvulaceae
Exons: 5
Coding region: 164-868 (234 amino acids)
Source: RefSeq, a predicted model, not a curated record
GUUGCCACCACCCCACCACUCCAUUCUUCUCUCAUCUUCUGCUUUUCUACUUCUCCCACACACCUUUUUGCUCCUCAACUCCUACGUGUUUCCCCUCUCUCUCUCUCUCUCUCUCUCUCUCUCUCUCUCUAUCUCUCUCUCUGUAUCUCUGAAAAUUGACGCCAUGACUGAGGACGAGUGGGUGAAGGCGGCGAUGCUCGACGAUUCCAUGGUGGUUGAGCUGUUGUUAGGGCUCAACCACUCCUCCGCCAAGCCUAAUCCGAGUUUUCCGCUCGAUUGGAGCGUGCGUCAGCGCCGUUCCAAACCGGUAACCGCCAGGCCGAAGAAAGCGGCCACGAGGGAUAGCCCUACCACGCCGCUGUCCUGGAGCGGCGCCACCUCCGUCAGCUGCGGCGGAGGCGCCGGUAGUAGUGGAGGCGGCGCCGUUGACGGCGGUCCUGAAGAGUCCAGCUGUCCUAAUCCGCCGCCUCCGUCGUCAAAAGCAUCUGGAAAACCGAGAUCUAAGCUAAAUGAGACAAAGGAAAAAAGAACUACCAAGAGGUCAAGAAGGAAAAAGACAUUGGCUGAACUCAAAGAAGAUGAGGUUGUGCUACUAAGGGAAAGAAGGCUGCUACAGAAGGAACUAGCAACGUUGCGUGCCAAUUUGGAUAAACAAAGGGCCACUAACGAAAAUCUGAAGAGAAUGAAGCUUGAUUUGCAAUCUCAGCCAGCAAGCAAACGAGAUGUAUCAUUCACUUCUGAUCUGAUAUCUCCCGCUGUCCAACAAAAACCAGCGACAGGCCUUGAUGAGAUCGGGCUUGGCCUUCCGGAUCUAAAUCUUCCAGUCGAGGCGGAAGGGGUGCAUGAGGUUGAGUGUGGAAUGAGCUAGAAUUAAGUCCCGGAAACGCCUUUGGGAAGUGAGUGGGAUACAUAUCAGAGAAGCAUUUAUAGCCUAAUAAGCUCUAACUUGUGCUUUUGCAACUUGUAAUUAAAUACCUGCCUUGGCCACUUUCCACUGAGAACAUGAUUGAUGAUUAGUGAAGAAGGUAGUGAGGGUAGAGUUAGGAUCAAGGAAUUAUAGUGAUGAUAGGUUAGAGAUCCUAGCUGCUGAUUAGAUGCAGUCACAUUCUUUUAUCAACAGGUUUCUGCAAUGUCCAAUUCUUUGGGGCAAACCCUCAUUGCUUCUAUUACUUUUUUUUUUUUUGGUUGACAAAAUUUUCACAGAUGGGAUGUAAUGUUUAUAUAGGAAAUGAGAUUGGUUUUGGACCUUUUGGUAUAUUUUUGAGAGAAUAUUUUGAUAA